AUGCAUAGCACUCCAAUUUCUCUAUUAAAUUUUGAUUAGACUUAAGUCAGAGAUCCUAUAAUCGACUCCCCAAGAUCAAUUGAGGCUUGUAGAAGGUAAGGAAUUAGGCCUGAAUAACUGGUUAAGAAAGGCUUAAAAGAAUUGAAAAGAGAAAAAAAUUUAAAUUUGGAUGAGCAAGGUUGGAAAAUAUUCCUUUAGCAUGAAGAAGAUAAAAGAUAAGCCAGAGUUUCAGUAGUAAUAGCAGAGAGAGAAGAGAUUAUUUAACAAUAGAAGGAUGAAUAUGAGGAUGAAAAGUUUGAGAUGAGUGAUGAAGAAAAAGAAAGAAAGAGAAUGGAGAUGAAUAAAAAUAGAAGAUAGAAAUAAAUACAAAAGGCCUUGAAUUAGGAAAUGAAAACUUAAGAAUUGUAGCAACAAAUACUUAAAAAAGAUUUGGAUUUGAAAGAGAGACAAGAAGAGUAACGGUAUGAAAUGGAACAAAGAAGGAAGGAUAAAAAGAUUGAUCAAUAAUUUAAGAAAUAAUAAAUAGAGUAUCAAGAAAAUCAAAGAAAAUAGAAAUAAUUUGCAGAAUAAGAUAGAUUGAAAUAUGAAACCAGUCAUUAAACAACACCAUUGCAGAGAAUCUUAUAAGAGAAAGAACUCAAGAAGUAAAAGAAUAAAAGGGAUAAAUAACUAAAGAAAGCGUAGUUAGAGAGAGAAGAAAAGGAGAGAGUGCAUCAAUAAAUGCUUGAAUAAUUGUAUGAAGCAAAACUAUUAAAAAUGGAAUAAAGAGAAGCUAGACGUCAAGUCUUAUUAGAAGAAGAGAAAGAACUUAGAUAACAAUUGAUUUAAGAAAAAUAGGAGGAAGCAAAUUAUAGAAGGGAUGAAAAUAAAAGAAGGGUUUAGCAUUAGUAAAAUCAAGUUUAUUUGAACUUUUAAUAAAAACAAUUGGUUGCUGAAGAAAAAUUGAUAGCUAAAUAAAAGGAGAUUGAACAAUUGAAUAAGGAAUUGGAUAUGAAACGAGAUUUCCAAAAAUUAAAAAGAGAAGAAAUGUAAAAAAAGAAUAUAGAAUAGCAAGAUAAAAGGAAAGGGGAUUUGAUUAUCAAAUUCAAAGCAAUUGAAGAUAGAUUUAGAAUUAAUGAAAUGGAUAGAGAAUUAACAUUACAUUAAAAGAGAUAACUUUAAGAGGAGAGAGAACACUAUAGAUAAUAACUAUUAAUAAAAAAUGAAUAGGAAUUAGAAAAAAAGUGUGAAAAGAUUAGUAUGGAAAGAGAAGCAAAAGAACUAUAAGCACUCAAAGUAUUGAAAGAAAGAGAUGAGAUGAUUAAAGAAAAACAUCUUAAAGAAUAGCUAAAAAAACAAGAAUAAGAAGAAGCUUAGGAAAGAAUGAUGAGAAUGAGAGACUUUGAAAGAGCGUAAUUGAAAAAGAAAGUUGAGGAGAAAUCUUAAAGAAGAGACCAAUUAAUUAAAGAAAAAAUAGCAUAUGAGAAACAAAAGUAAUAGUACAAAAAAGCUCAAAUUAUGGAAAAAGAAAAGCUUAAGAAAGAUUUGGCGGAACUAUUAAAAGAGCAAUAACAAUAAGAACCUAAUCACCCAGGUGUAUAACAAAGGAAAAGACCUGAAAGUGCCCCUUCUAAAAAUAAAGGAUAAAAUGAUUAGUAACAUAAAAAUAAACCUAUUGUUAUGGCUCCCUUUGAUAUUGUGACUAAAGAGAAACAAAUAUAAGAAUUAAAAAUUAAAUAAAAUCAUGAAUUGUUAAAUCUUUUGUAAGAAGAAGAUAAUAAAGAACUUGAUAGAUAAAAAUUAUUAAAGCAAGUUGAUGAUCCAAUCGAAAGAAUGCGACUUGAAAAAAUAUUAGAAUUUGAAAGAGCUCAAACAUAAGAUCGACUAGCAUUAUUAGAUAAUAAACAUCAAAAAGAAUUAGAAAAAUUUGAAUGA
Molecule: messenger RNA, 1914 nt
Organism: Paramecium tetraurelia
Lineage: Eukaryota; Ciliophora; Oligohymenophorea; Peniculida; Parameciidae
Exons: 3
Source: RefSeq, a predicted model, not a curated record